Messenger RNA from Mesorhabditis belari, 666 nucleotides. The record is from the annotation of a GenBank genome assembly. Lineage: Eukaryota; Metazoa; Nematoda; Chromadorea; Rhabditida; Rhabditidae.
AUGAGUUACAAUCAUCUCUUCAAAAUUGUCGUGGUCGGUGAUCAUAAUUGUGGGAAAUCAUGUAUCCUUCUACGAUUCGCUGAAAACUCUUUUCGAGUCGAUCACAUCAGCACAUUGGGCGUCGAUUUCAAGUUGAAAACGAUUAAAUUGGGCAGAGAUCGGAUACGAUUAGAAUUAUGGGAUACAGCUGGAAUGGAGAGAUAUCGAACAAUCUAUAACUCUUAUUAUCAUUCGGCUCAUGGAGUUAUGUGUGUUUAUGAUUUAACAAACGAGAAAAGCUUUGAAAAUCUCGAGAAUUACUGGCUAAAGGAAAUCAAGCAACACGCUCCACAAAAUGCUGUGCUAAUGCUUGUGGGAAAUAAAGCCGAUUUAGAAGAAGAAAGAAAGGUUGAUUUUGAGAGAGCGGAAAAGUUAGCAGCAAGACUUGGCGUUUCUCUUUACGAGGUUUCUGCGAAAACAGGGAUUAAUUGUGAAGAUGCUUUUACAACACUUGCAGGAGCGAUGAGAGAACGAGUGAUUCUUGCAGCAAAUGCGCACUCAGAUGAUUCUGAUGAAGCGGAGACUUACAGCAGUGCAUUUCACAUUGAUGGAGUGGUGGGAAAUGACAAAAAGAGCACUUCUCAAUUGCCUUCUUGUUGCCAAUCAGCGCCAAAGCCUGAGUUUGUA